Molecule: messenger RNA, 9446 nt
Organism: Taeniopygia guttata (zebra finch)
Lineage: Eukaryota; Metazoa; Chordata; Aves; Passeriformes; Estrildidae
Source: RefSeq, a predicted model, not a curated record
CCCAGCCCCGGCCGCGGCCGCCGGGGCCCGGCCCAGCUCCGCGGGGCCAUGGCCGAGUGGGCGCCCGCCCAGGUGCAGGAGUGGAACAUGGAGGCCCCUCACCUGAUGCCGCUGCAGCCGCCGCUGCUGCCGGAGCGCGCGCACGUGCGGGAGGCGCAGCUCCACUCCGCAGAGGCCUCGCUCUGGACCGUGGUGGCCACGGUGCAGGCCAUGGAGAGGAAGAUCGACCUCCUGGCCACCCGCCUGCUCAGCCUGGAGGGCCGCUCUGGCACGGCCGAGAAGAAGCUGCUGGACUGUGAAAAGACAGCCAUGGAAUUUGGGAACCAGCUGGAGAGCAAGUGGGCCGUGCUGGGCACCCUCAUCCAGGAGUACGGGCUGCUCCAGCGGCGCCUGGAGAACGUGGAGAACCUCCUGAAGAACAGGAACUUCUGGGUGCUGCGGCUGCCCCCCGGCCCCCGGGGCGAGGUCCCCAAGGUGCCGGUGACAUUUGUUGACAUCGCCGUCUACUUCUCAGCGGAGGAGUGGAAGAACCUGGAGGAGUGGCAGAAAGAGCUGUACAACAACCUGGUGAAGGAGAACUACGAGGCUUUGCUGUCCUUGGAUGGGGCCAUCUCCAGAAGCGAGGCCCAGCCCCGCAGCGAGCGCGGGGACGGGCCCUGUGUCCCUGAGCAGCGGGAGCUGGAGCAGAGGGAGCUGCCACCGGACACCUGCGCGGAGUCGCUGAUCUCCACCUCCGACAUCCUGUCCCGGAUCAAGCAGGAGGUGGCCUUUGUGGGGGAGCAGCAGUUCCCGGAGGAGCGGGGGAUGCCACCAGACCCCUGUGCAGGUGCAGACGCCCUGAUCACCGCGCACGACUUCUUGUCGUGGAUCAAGCAGGAGGAAGAGCCCUGCGUCCGGGAGCCCUGGGAGCUGCCCGAGAGGGAGAUGCUGCCCCCGGGCCCUGGUCCCGCCAGCGAGGGGCUGCUGGUGAAGACGGAGGAGCGAUGCCCCCACUCCGAGCCCCCCGAGGAGGUGGGUUUGCCGGGCAGCUCCGGGGAGCUGCUCUUCCCCGGUACGGGCUUCGGGACCCCCGAGGGACAGGCGGCGGUACCGGCGGCGGUGGCUCUACCGGCGCAGCACAGACUGGGCAAAGCUCCGGGCUCCGAACCGGGCCCGGGGGCCGAUACCGGGGGAGUCCCCGCGGCGGCGGCGGCGGGUCCCACCGAGGAACGGCCGCACGGCUGCGCCGAGUGCGGGAAGAGCUUCAGCGGGAAGAAAAGUCUGCGGAUCCACCAGCGCAGCCACGCGGCCGAGCGGCCCUACCCGUGCGCCGAGUGCGGGAAGAGCUUCAAUUGCCACUCGGGGCUGGUGCGGCACCAGAUGAUCCAUCGCGGAGAGCGGCCCUACAAAUGCUCCGAGUGCGGCAAAUGCUACAGCCGCAAGGAACACCUGCAGAACCACCAGCGGCUGCACACCGGGGAGCGCCCCUUCGCCUGCGCCCAGUGCGGCAAGAGCUUCAUCCGCAAGCAGAACCUGCUCAAGCACCAGCGCAUCCACACCGGGGAGCGCCCCUACCAGUGCCCCGCCUGCGGCCGCAGUUUCCGCUAUAAGGAAUCGCUCAAGGAUCACCAGCGGGUCCACGGCACCGAGGCGGGGCCGCCGCCGCUGCCCCAACCCGGGAUUUUGCCCCCCGGCGAUUGUAGUAAAUCCUACUGGACCAGCGCCAUCAGCCUGCGCUGUCACGCGUGUCCCCCGCGGGCACGGCGGUGUCACCUCGGGGCACUCCAGCACCUCAACACCCAUGGGUGCCGGCCUGGAGCGCUCCGAACCCGCUGGGCAGCGCCGGCCACCCGCCUCCUGUGUCCCUUCCCGCGGGGUCCACCCGGGUGCCACCCGCGUCACCGCUCACCGUCCCCCCGGGGCGGCCGCGGGCUCUCCGUGUCCGUGGUGGGCACUCUGUGUCCGUGGUGGGCACUCCGUGUCCGUGGUGGGCACUCCGUGUCUGUGGUGGAGCGGCUCCCACCGUCCCUAGCUGUUGGUGAGGAAGAGGCGUCUGUGUCGGGAAGCGGAGCCGCGCGGCCGCCCGCGACGCCGACCCCGGCCGCGGUUCCCGAAGGGGCUCCGGUUGGGCACGGCGGUGUCCGCCCAACCGGCGCUCCCGGCCGGCGGCUCGGGGAAGUUGGGCUCGGCUUUGGGCUGCUCGAGGAGCGGGCUGGGGUCGCGGUGGGGCUCGGGGGGCGGAGGAGCCGGGCUCUGGCGGGCGCCGGCGCGCUCCUGGCGCAGGUAGCGCAGCUCGUCGCGGAUGUCCGUGAGGACGCCGAGCAGGCGGAACUGCAGCUCCCGGUCGCGCGCCCGUUCCUCGCGCGGGAGCAGCCCAGCCCGCGGCCGGCGGCGGUCGGGGCGUCUCCGGGCGGGGAGGCGGAGGAUGGCAGCGACUCCUCGGUCAGGGCACCGUGCAGGGGGGAGCGGGCCGGGGGCUCCUCCUCCGCCGGAGCUUUCUCCCAGGUGGGCCCCAUCAGUACCCUGGGCAAAGCGCCCAUCUCCGGGCCCGGGCCGCCCGCCUGCUCCUCGGGAUGCGCCGAGUCGAGCCCGCGGCCCAGGGCGGGCAGGUCGGACACCCCCUCGUGCCCCCAGUCCGAGAUGAUCUCGGGCUCCGAGUCGUGGCUGGCCUGCAGGAAGGUGGAAGCCACCAUCUUCUCCAGGGGCGUGAGGCGCGGCUUGUGGAGCGGCCCCCCGGCGCGGUUCAUGGGCAGGUGCUUCUUGGAGGUGAUCUUCUUCUUGACGUCCAGCCGCAGGUCGCGCCACUUGUGCUUGAGGGCCUCGGACCCGUACAGGGCGCUGAAAUGCCGGACCACAUUCCAGACCAGCGUCUCGGUCUCGUCAUUGGAGAAGUUGGCCUUCCUCUUCCGGCCAGACGCUGGCAUCGCCUGCGAGGCUGCGGCAGAGGUGGAAGGGGCACAAUUGAACCUCGGUCCCCACUCCUCUCUGUCAGCUCCUGGGGGCAACAUGGGGCUGCGGGAGCCCGAGGGAGCCGCGGAGGAGGGAGCCGAACUCGUAGAAGGCCUGGAAGAGGUCCGGCGAGGUGGCCUGGCACUCCAGGUACCUCCUCAGCGUGGCCAGGCUCCUCCAGACCUCCCGCUCCGAGGGGCAGGGCGGCACGGCCGCCAGCUCGCCCGCCUCCUUGCCCUCCACCAUACCCUCAUCCCCAUCCGCCUCCGCCGGGUCCCCGUCGCGCUCCAGCCGCUCCCGGUUGGGCACCGAGCUCGGUGCCACGGCCUCGGUGCCCGCCUCAGGGGUGAAACCGGCGGCGCAGAAGCAGCCGGCGAUGAGGCCGGGUCGAACAUCACCCCAGGCUUGUGCCAGCAUGUGCAGCACAUCCAGCAGGCUGGGCUGCCCUGCGCCGCGCUCCGCCGGCAGCCACCGCAGCAACCGGCGCCGGUAGUGACCCUUGAGGUCGCCGGCGAUGCCGCGGUCCAUGGGCUGGGCCAGGGUGGCAGCUGGUGGGACGAAGACCAUCCUGACGUUGGACAGCUGGAGGUAAGGGUGCGCCUCGUGCUUGGCCACGAGGAGCACGACGCUCUUGCCCCGCCGCCGCAUCCCCUCGUUGAACUCCUGCAGCCACUCGGCGAAGAGCGCGGCGGUCAGGCCGGCCAUGCUGCCGGCGCGGUAACUCCACGGCAUCUGCUCCAGGUUGACGCCCCGCAGGCAGCGUGGCCGGGGGCUGUCCCCCACUGCCCGCAGCGGCACCUUCUCCGAGCCGCUGGCGUUGGCGCAGAGCAGCAGCGUCAGCCGCUCGCCGGGGUUCUCACUCUUACCGGGGGCGCCAACCAGCCGUGGCGAGCGCCCAGACGAGCCAGCCAGCCGCCGCUGGGCUCGGGAUCGGGUUGGACCAGCUGCCCAGCCCUGAGCUGCAGCAACGGGCGGCCCACGGGCAGGUCGGCGGCACGGGCACCUUCCACCCAGCGCAGCAACGCGGCCUCCAGCGCCGCGUCCUUCCCCUCCCGCUUGCGUUUGCGCUCGGGGUCGCCGUUGCGGUGCCACUCGCUCAGGAUGCGCUCCUUGUUCUUGAUGAUGCGGCAGAUUUGGGGCUGCGACACCCCGAAGCGCUUGGCCAGCUCACUCUGUGACACCUUGGGGCCUUCCAGCAUCUCCAGCACGCGCACCUUCUCGGUCAGCGACAGCUCCUUCCGCUCCUUCCGCGGCGGCGCCGCCGUCGUUCCGUCCGCCGUGCCCGGGGAGCGCCCGGUGCAGGGUCCCGGGCGGUGGGGGCUGCCCGCAGCCCCCAGCCCCGCCGGUUCGGCCCGCACCUCCCGCGCCGCCCCCCGCGCCAUGGCCGACUGGGCCCCCGCUGAGGAGCUGGAGUGCAUGAUGGAGCCCCAGGAGCUCGGCCUGGAGCAGCCGCUGCCCGCCCCCGAGCACGGCCCUCCCGGUGGCGGCGAGGCCGAGCUGCCGGCCGCCGAGAUCUCCCUGACGCUGGUCACCGAGAUCCAGGCCGUGGACAGGAAGGUGGACACGCAGGCCGCGCAGCUGAUGAACCUGGAGGGUAGGAUGAGGAUGGCGGAGACGAAGCUGAUCGGCUGCGAGAAGACGGCGGUGGAGUUCGGGAACCAGCUGGAGAGCAAGUGGACAGCGCUGGGCACCCUCAUCCAGGAGUACGGGCAGCUGCAGAAGCGCCUGGAGAACAUGGAGAACCUCCUGAAGAACAGGAACUUCUGGAUCCUGCGGCUGCCCCCGGGGGCAAAAGGGGAAGUGCCCAAGGUCCCCGUGGCCUUCAAUGACGCCUCGUUUAACUUCUCUGAGGAGGAGUGGAAGAGCCUCAACGAGUGGCAGAAGGAGCUCUACAGGCACAUCAUGAAAGGCAACUACGAGGCCGUCAUCUCCAUGGACGCUGCCAUUUCCAAGCCUGAUCUGCUGACACGGAUUGAGCAGGGGGAGGAUCCCAACGCUGAGGAUCAGGAGGACUCCGAGGGAGGAGAGACCCCCACGGACCCCAGCACUGAGUUUUUCUUCCCUGGGCCCGAUGACAGCUCAUGGGGUAAAUAUGAAGAGACUCUGGCUGAAAGCCACGAAGGCUCUGAGGAAGAGGAGAGCAUGGAGGUCCCUGGUACAUACGAACAGCCGUGCGAUGAGGAAGGCUCCGAGAGCCUGGAGCUUUCCAGGUCAUUGGCAGGAAAGUGGGAAGAAGAAGUUUUCUCCAACCCGGAGGAGGAGGUGCAAUCGAGCAGCAAGAGCCAGAGCGGGUCGGCCCCGCCGCCACAGCGAACGGCGACGGGCAACGGGCUGAGGCGCUCGGUGCGCCGCGGGAGAGACUUGGCCAAGAAGGAUCCCGAGGAGGCGGCGGCCGACAAGGGACCCUACAUCUGCUGCGAGUGCGGCCAGAGCUUCCUGGACAAGCAGCUCUUCGCCACCCACCAGAAGGCGCACGCCAGCGAGGCCUGCACGUCCCUGGAGCGCGGCGAGAGCUUCCGGCAGAAAUCCAAAGCCAAGGGCCAGGGCCCCUCGCGCUCCAAAGCGUCCAAGCGCCCCGACGGAGAGAAGAGCUCGGGAUUCAAGUACGGCUUCGUCAGGCACCAGGUGAACAACAUGGUGGAGAGGCCCUACACCUGCUCCCAGUGCAAGGAGAGCUUCAGCCUGGAAGUGAGUCUGAUCCUGCACCAGAAGCUGCACACGGGGAAGGGCGACGGGCCGCUGACGUGCACCUACUGCGGGAAGGACUUCCGAGACCUCUCCAAAGCCAUCCGCCACCAGCGCAUCCACACCGGGGAGAGGCCCUACCAGUGCACCGAGUGCGGCAAGAGCUUCAUCCGGCGGGACCACCUGCUCAAGCACUGGCGGGUGCACACCGGGGAGACCCCCUACCAGUGCCCCGUCUGCGGGAAGCACUUCCGCUACAAAGAGUCCCUGAAUUGCCACCAGAAAAUCCACUCCCGCAACCCGCGGCCCGGGGAGGAUUCCCAGCACAACCUGGGCCCGGCAGGCACCCAAAGCGACCACUUCUGCGUGAAAAAAGAGACUAAGCAGUAUGUUUCCAUUCUGAACUCCGUGUCAGCCCUUGGCGGGUACCUGCAGCUCCCUCAUCCUGCUCCUGGCUGGGAGCUUUUCCAGGGAAUUGUGGAGCAGGGCGCCACCGCCUCCGGCCGCCAUUUGCGAGCCCGCAGGGAUGGGCGGUGGGGACCCGACGGGCGGGGCCGGAAAAGCUGCCCCGGGGCCUCCACGGUGACCCGCCGGUCCCUGCCCUGCCCCGCCAUGUCCCCCCGAGCCCCCCACAAUCCCCCGGUUCCCCCCGUUCCCUCCGGUUCCCGGUGCGGGCGGUGCCGUGAGGGGGCCCCGACGGGGCGGGGCGCUGAUGCCGUCGGGCCGCCAGGGGGCGCUGCUCGGCGCGCGCCCGCCCCGCUCCGCCCCGCUCCGCGCGCGGUCCGGCGGCGGCAGCGCCCCCCGGCGGCGCGGCGGGGCAGCGGCGCGGCCGGAGCGCCGGACCCGGACCCGGACCCGGAGCCGCGCUCGGUGUCGGAGCCGCCGCCGCCGCCCCCGCCCCGCCGCCUCCGCCCGCCAGGCCCGCGCCGCCUCCGCCCCGCCCCCGCCGCGCCCCCGCCCCGCCGCGCCGCCCCGCGCCCAGCCCGAUGCCCGGCGGCGGGCGGAGGUGAAGCAGCGAGCGGGCGCUGGAUCCUCCCGGCCGCGGCCCCCGGGGCCCCGGGCACGGAACAAAGGGCCAUGGCCGAGGGGGCCCCCGCUCAGGCGCCGGAGCCGGUGCGGCCGCCGCGCUGCCCCUCGCCCCUCCGGCCGGCGGCCGGCCCCGAGCGCACCUCGGAGCGGGAGACGCAGACGGCAGAGCUGUCCCUGACCGUGGUGGCGGCCGUGCAGGCGGUGGAGCGCAAGGUGGAUUCCCAUUCCACCCGCCUGCUGGACCUGGAGGGUCGGACGGGGAUGGCGGAGAAGAAGCUGAUCGACUGUGAGAAGACGGCGGCGGAGCUGGGGAACCAGCUGGAGAGCAAGUGCACGGCGCUGGGCACCCUCAUCCAGGAGUACGGGCUGCUCCAGCGGCGCCUGGAGAACAUGGAGAACCUCCUGAAGAACAGGAACUUCUGGAUCCUGCGGCUGCCCCCGGGCAGGAAGGGGGAAGUGCCCAAGGUGCCGGUGACCUUUGAUGACGUGUCCGUCUAUUUCAAUGACAAGGAAUGGGAGAAGCUGGAGGAGUGGCAGAAGGAGCUGUACAAGAACGUGAUGAAGGGGAACUACGAGUCUCUGAUCUCCCUGGACUAUGCAAUUUCCAAACCUGGUGUUUUGUCUCAGAUCGAGCAAGGGGAGGAAUCCCGGGGCAGGAAUGAGCAGGACCUGGAGGAGAGUGAGAUCAUUACUGAUGCCACGGCAGCUGGAAUAAGGGUUGUGAUCAAAACGGAGGAGCUCCUUCCUGAAGACAGCCCCGAGAACCCCGAGCUGCACGGGAUGUCGGGGCAGUCCGAGGGCAGCUUCCAGAGCCCGGAUGAGGAGGCGGCCUGCGAGAGCCCCUACGGCUCCGUGUCCCCACCGAGGGACCUCCCGGGGACCAGCCUGGGUGACUCCUCCGAGUACGGAGCCGACUACAACGAGAUCCAGAGGGUCAUCGUUCACCACGGGAGCUGCACGGAGGAUGGGAUCGUGAUCAAGACGGAGGAGGAGGAGGAGGAGGAGGAGGAUGACCCCGACACGCUGGAGCCGUGCGCCAUGUUCUCGGGCCGGAGCGAGGCGCCGGCGUUCCCCGGCCACGAGGCCGGGCUGGGCUGCGAGGCGCAGUGCAGCUCCAAGGCGCAGCCCCGCGGCCUGGCCGCCCGCGUCAGGAAGCCAUCGGCCUGCGAGAGGGACUCCGGGGACAUGAAACCAGCCAGCGGCCAGCAGCGGAACCGGACGCGGGAGAGACCCUACAUCUGCCCCGAGUGCGGGAAGAGCUUCAUGCUCAAGAUCAACUUCAUGAUCCACCAGCGCAACCACCUCAAGGAAGGGCCCUACGAGUGCCACGAGUGCGACCUCAGCUUCCGCAACAAGCAGCAGUUCCUGCUGCACCAGCGCAGCCACACGCGCCGCGGCGUGGGGGUCCCGCGGCGCCCCGAGCACGGCCUCAAGCCCCCGGCGCGGCCCCCGCCCCCGGGGAAGCCCUACAAGUGCUCCGAGUGCGAGAGCAGCUUCAGCCACAAGUCGAGCCUCAGCAAACACCAGAUCACCCACGUCGGGGAGCGGCCCUUCACCUGCGGCGAGUGCCGGAGGAGCUUCCGCCUGCAGAUCAGCCUGCUGAUGCACCAGAGGAUCCACGCGGGCAAGAACGAGAUGGCCUUCCUGUGCCCCCAGUGCGGCAAGAACUUCACCCGGCCCUCCCACCUGCUGCGGCACCAGCGGACUCACACCGGCGAGCGGCCCUACCAGUGCAGCCAGUGCGAGAAGACCUUCAGCGAGAAGUCCAAGCUCACCAACCAUUACCGCAUCCACACGCGGGAGCGCCCGCACGCCUGCGCCGUCUGCGGGAAGGGUUUCAUCCGUAAGCACCACCUCCUGGAGCACCAGCGCAUCCACACGGGCGAGCGGCCCUACCACUGCACCGAGUGCGGCAAGAACUUCACGCAGAAGCAUCACCUCCUGGAGCACCAGCGGGCGCACACCGGCGAGCGGCCCUACCCCUGCACCGAGUGCACCAAGUGCUUCCGCUACAAGCAGUCGCUCAAGUACCACCUGAGGACGCACAUGGGAGAGUGAGGGGCUGCCGAGGCUUCCUCUCCCUCCCUCCUUCCAUCCCUCCCUCCAUCCCUCCCAUCCUCCUUGUCCUCCUUCUCCUCCACUGAUCUCUCGCACCCUCCCUCCAUCCGUCUCCCCCCACCCCGGCUCAGGGCAUGGACAUCAAGGAAGCUUUGUGUGGUAGCGCCGCUGGUCUGGUGGAGACUCGGCUGAUUGGAAAUAAAUUAAUGAAUUAAAGCAAGCAACGCGCGGCAAAAUUAAAAGAUUAUAUAUAUAUGAAAUUAACAGAAGCAGCUGAUUUAGGGGGAGUCCUCACCAACAAGCAAACAAACCACCAACAAAAGAAACCUGUACACAGGGUGUUUUGCCGGAGUAGGACUCGUAACUGCUUUUUAAAUCUACUGUUCAGUUUUUUUUAAUAAAUGUGGAGGAACUUUUUAUUUGAUAAGCAACCUUAGGAUGGCCAAGAUUUUAUUUUUGGUUUUGUUUUUUGUUUGUUUGUUUUGUUUUCUUUUGUUAACUGCUCUGUAGGCUGAUUCUGGCACAGUCACUUUUUGUCCAGGAGCUCUGUGGAGGUGCUGCCUCGUCUGGGCUGGAUGUGACAGGAGGAGCUCCAGCCGGGGGGAGGUGAGUAAUUAACAGAUGCAGCUGAUGAGGAAGUUCUGCGUGUGUCUAGAUUGGAAGCGCUGAUAGGUGCCUGCCCGGCUCGCGGGGCUGUGAUGCACUCCUGAAUUAUACAAUAGAAUAAAAUUCUAGUUGCAGUAAAA